Ambispora gerdemannii is the source of this 161-nucleotide messenger RNA. The record is from the annotation of a GenBank genome assembly. NCBI's taxonomy places the organism in Eukaryota, Fungi, Glomeromycota, Glomeromycetes, Archaeosporales, Ambisporaceae.
GUCGGCCCACGAUGACAUCGAGAGUCCCUGCUGUGGCACAGAACAAUAAACAACAUUUUUUCAAACAAAAGCUUCGUUGCGAACCCAUUUCGAGCAUGGCGUCUAAGCCAGAGCUGGUGAGGGCACAACCCAGCCUCGCAGGACUCAAAGGGUCGGAAUAA